UUUCAGCAUGUUAUGUCAACUGCACAACGUGUUUCCAACAAUGUUCCUGUUUCUCGUUGGUCUUGCUUGUCUAACCCUGUCGGUGGUCGUUGCUGAUUAUCAACAUGGUAGAGACGACCUCCUCUACCGAGUGGACAUCUACCUGCCCCCCAAGGAGGGGAGGGACGAGGUUGCAGACAUCCAGAAAAUCCAGCAGACUGUGAAAGGUCUAACUGACAUCAAGGUUUUGUUUGCUUUUAAGGAGCUGGGAAAUGCAAGGAUUGUUCUUGUUCUUGACGUUGAGAAACCAUGCAGCUGGCCCCAGUUGACAGGGUUUCUGUCACGGAAGGGAUAUGUGUUCAACGUCACAUCCCUCUACCUCUGCACUGACUUCGCCCGGGAGCUGGGUAUCACCCUGAACAUCUCUAUGUGGUCACCUUCAUCUGGUAAUGAUGAACUUGCCAUGCUCAAGAAGACAGUUCGUGUGAAAGGCUUGGCAACGGAUGAGUACAACCAAAUGUUGAAAUGGAACUUCGAGAGAGAUAACAUCAUCUUCAAAUCCGGACAGCCUGCCGUAUGCUUCAGAACUCUGGCCUCCUACCCAGUUCAGCUCCUGUACUUCGGCCCAAUCAGCCAGCACGACAUAGAAGAAGUGGAAGAGUUUGUGCAUGCAUCUCGGUGUCAGACUGAAGUGACCCGAGUUGCGGACCUCGAUUACUACACACGGGGAGCUAUGGAUGCAGCUGGAAUAUGAUAAAUCAGAACAAUUGGGACUCAAAUCGAUAUGAUAAUUUAAAAGGUAUGAUGAAUAAAUAUUUGGAUACAUAGAUUUAAAAAAACGAUUGGUUCCAACAUCAGCAAUGUUUAGUACUCAUAUGUGCAAGUAAUUACUUGACAAAAUAAAUUAUGGCAUUCA
Molecule: messenger RNA, 895 nt
Organism: Haliotis rubra (blacklip abalone)
Lineage: Eukaryota; Metazoa; Mollusca; Gastropoda; Lepetellida; Haliotidae
Exons: 5
Coding region: 8-733 (241 amino acids)
Source: RefSeq, a predicted model, not a curated record